This is a messenger RNA of Coniophora puteana RWD-64-598 SS2, 7995 nucleotides long. RefSeq lists its product as uncharacterized. The record is from RefSeq and is a predicted model, not a curated record. Lineage: Eukaryota; Fungi; Basidiomycota; Agaricomycetes; Boletales; Coniophoraceae. Gene Ontology annotation, biological process: small GTPase-mediated signal transduction; regulation of GTPase activity. Gene Ontology annotation, cellular component: cytoplasm. The transcript is spliced from 12 exons. The coding region runs from base 1 to 7572 and encodes 2523 amino acids. Gene Ontology annotation, molecular function: guanyl-nucleotide exchange factor activity.
AUGCCCCCGCGCAAAAAUGUACUGCCAAAUGUUAAUACCCUCAGCCCCAACGAUGCCCAUAACUACCCCUACGGUACCAGCUCCAGUGGCUCACCCGCCUCUCCAGCCAGGUCUCUCCAAUUUCCCCAGCCCAGAUCCGUCUCGCCAUCCGCCAGCCUCACCCACCUCCUCUCCAAGCCCUCGCGAUGGUUCGGUCGCAAGCCCUCCAACUCGAGCUCCAACGCAGGUGGCGACCAGCAGCCCUCACGCCCGAGCACCAGCUCCGGCCCGGUGAGAAAAACAAAGAUCUCGCGCCCCACUGAUCCACGCCCCAUCCUCGCGUCCUUUCAGUCAGAGCCACGCGUCAGCAGCAAUGCGAGCAGAUCCGUGAUGGACCUUUCGCUCCCGCAGAAAAAGUCGAUGGACCUCUCCGCCCACUUCCAGCCCAGGUCACCCGGCUCGGAGACCUCGUCCCCUGAAAGACUGCGCCCGGGCGGCGCGGCCCUUGGCGACCUGCGAAAUCUGCAGCGCAAGGCCUGGUCGCGGUCCGCGGACGAUCUCACCAGUCUUACAAUGGACGAAAGCGGUGGAGCCGAUGUGCAUUUCCAGCACCGUGUGCACGAGUACAGGAACAGAAGCAACAGCAGCGCGACGAUGCACCCCGCCAUGUCGAUUUCGGCGUCUACCUCUUUAUCUGGCGCGGGCCCGCCGCGCGUGGAUCUGGCGCCGAGCCCGAGCUUUACUCUUCCGAUGCCCGGGCAGGAGCUGGGCGCGUCGACGGUAGCGCCGAGACCGAUCGGCCGGAGCGUGCCGUUUCCCUCGCUCGUCACGGGUAUCCAGCUCUCGUCCAGCCCGCCUGAACAUGCUAUUGACGAUGAAGAUGACGACGACGAUGCGCCGCUGCAGUCUGCGAUAUCCAUCUCGGUGUCGUCGCCUCCGGCGGAGAUGCUGCCGUUGCCGAUCUCAGCGCCUGUUCCUGAACCGGCGUAUUCGCUUCCGCCGCGCGCACAGACGACGCAGGUUGCGACGACGGCUCAGCAGCAGCAGCAACAGCAGCAGCAGCAGCAGCAGCAACAGCAGCAUGCAUUCGCACCGCGCAUCGCGUCCAAGCUCUCUGCUCCCAAGCUGCCCAAUCUCCUUCCGACGAGCCCGAAGCGCAAAGGAUCCGGUAACUCCCAGUACGAGCGGGGCGGGGGCGGGGGCGAGGACUCGCCGAGGGAACGCGAGCGCAAGAUCUCAGCGGGCAUGGGCCGCGGCAUGUUCCCGUUUGCCAUGGGCGCAGCGGCUGCGCAACCGCUGUCCGCGCCGCCCACGCAAACCGAGUUCAACGCGCAUGGACACGUUACGCCUGCUGCUGCGAGGCCUUCGACAGGCGCGAGGCCCCCGCUAGGAGGAGCGCCCAACGCCAACGCGAACAAUCCGGCGCUGCUCUCCCCGCCUAUCGCACCCGAGCUCGACGUGUCCCCGCUCGACGGCGGCGGCGCGUUCAGCGCAAGGGACGCGCGCCGCGCGUCGCAGAUUGUGUAUAGGGCGGGGUUUCUCAAUCGGCUGCCGGAUUCAUCCUCGUCUUCGUCGUCAUCGUACACGCCGCUCGCGCAUUAUAGGCAGAGCACGAUGUGGGGUGGCGGUGCCAGUGGCGGUGGCGGUGCAGGGGCGGGUGCAGGCGGCGGAGCGGCAGGCGGAGGGGCGGCGUUGAAUCUGAGUAAAGGGUGGAAGCCUGCGAAGGCGGAGUUGAAGGGGACGAAGUUGUAUUUCUAUAAGCCGCCUGGGGAUCGGGCGGUGGGUGUGAAGGAGCUUUUUCCGACGGAGAUUGUUGCUGCUGAGGAGGAUGCGGACGGCGGUACCGCAGGGGCUGGGGUUGGGGAUGCAGGAGGAGGGAGGUCGAAUCAGGGUAGAAGGGAGGACGGGGUGAGUGCAUCGGCGAGGAAGAAGAGGGCGUAUUGGGGGAGGAGGACGCAUCCGGAUUUGAUUGUUGGUGAGGGCACGGGUGCGGGUGUGGAGAAGGGGAGCUUUGAGGCGCUGGUGCAUGAGGCGGUGUUUGCGACUACUUUUCAGAAGACCGAGCAGGAGACGACGGCGAGUGCACAAGACGCCACUGGCAGCGGUGGAGCCACCACGACCACCAACAACAUCGACAACGAAGCGCGCGCUAACGAGUUCGCGACGACCAUUUUGCUGUCCUUGCCAAUUCUCGUGGGGCGCGCAAGAUUCGAGAGCGAGCUCAUGCGCUGCUGCACGAAUUAUAUCUCUGGUGCGGCGGACGAAGGCGAGAAGACGCUCGCGGUGUGCCGUGUGGGGUGGAUCGCGCGCGAGUAUGUGCACUUGCAUGGGCAGCCUGUGGAGGGUGCUGUGUGGGAUGCUUGGGUGCGGGAUACGGUUCCUGCUGCAAGUUCGGAUUUGGGUGCAGGUUCAAGUUCAAGUUCAAGUUCUAAGCUGGCGGACGACACAACGGCAAGACUACCAGGGAUGCCCAAGAGCGAGUCGACACAGGCGAUCUUUGCGCCCAGUCCAAACCCGAGCUUUGCUGCUGCCGGAGACGGAGGGAGAGCGUUCGCGGACAUGGCGUCGCCGAAUGUGGGGACGUUUUCGCCGCGCCCUGGUGGCGGUGUGGAUACUAGUGGGCGGAUGGCGUCGCUUAUGGAGGCGCUUGGGCCAUCGAUGGCUAGUGGUGGUGGUAUGACAACAGCGACAACGACAAGGGCAGAAGCUACAACGGCCACAUCAACAGGACUGGCGACGCCGCCGCCUUCGGUGCCGAGCUCGCUGUCGGCGGCUACGGGCGCGCAGCUUGGUGUGCCUCUGCACCAGCAACAGGGAUCGCAGUCAAGAUCGUCUACAUCGAGUCAGCGACCGCCACAGCAGCCUCCGUCGCCCGCUGGGUCGUCCCGCAUGCAGCCGCCACCCCUGGGGUCAAGUUCAAGCUCAAACUCGGCCUCGAAGCCUCAUCACCAGAGGCCGCAGAACCCGUUCGGCGGGGGCAGCAGCGAGAGCGCGCACCGCGCGUGGACGAUGCUCGCGCGGGACGGGCUGACGCGGGAGGUGCUCGCGAUGGUCGAUCCGCAGCUGAUUGCUGCGAGUCUGGGCGUGUUUCAUCGUGAGGCGCUGGUGUGUGGGGUGCCGGAGGAGCUGACGGUGGGCGCUGUGUUGGGUGUUGAUGAGGCGGUGAAGAGUGCGUCUGGGAAGGAGAAGGGGGAAGGCAAGGUGGAUGAGAUGGGCGCGUGGGUGGGUGAGGGGAGGAGUAGGGGAGAGAAAGGAGAAGGGGAAGGGAGCGGUGUUGCGAGCUCGGGCUCGCUGUUUGGGAGCGACGAGCAUCCGCAUUGGCUCACGCGGCUCGUGCUGCUGCAGGUUCUCGGCGCGGACGGGACGUAUGCUGGUUCUUCCAUGCCCACCUCCAGCUCGCUUGCUCCGUCGGACAGCGGCGGGGGACACUCGCCGACGAAGGACAGCCGCACGUCCUCCGUUGCGGCGCAGGCGCAGGCGUCGCGCACGCACUCGCGCUCCGAGGUGCUGUCCAUCUGGGCACGCAUCGGCGAGAUCUGCCGCGCGGCGGGCGACGGCGCGUCGUGGGGCGCGAUCUGCGCGGCGCUGUGUGCGCGGCCUGUGGCGAGGCUGGGUAAGGCGUGGAAGCGCGCGGAUCGACAGGCGGUUGUGGCUGUCGAGGCGUGGGCGCAGACGGCGGCGUGCUUUGGCGGCGGUGGUAGUGGGGAGAGUGGGGAGAGCGGGGAGAUGGGUGUUGUGACGCCGUGGGGUGGGGAUGUGCGGUGGAGGCUGAGGGAGACGAUGGAGCGGGCGAGGUGCGAUGGGGGCAAGGCGAAGGAUGAGCAGGAAGGGGAUGGUGUCGAGGGAGGCAGCUGGAUGGUGGGUCCGCUUGUGGAGGCGAGGGCGAUCUUUGAAGGUCUGAGGACGCGGUUUGGGAUGUGUCCGAGGGCGCUGAGCGGGGAGCCGGAGAUGAGCCAGAAUGUGGCGAGGUUGUUUGGGUUCUGGAAGGACUGUGCGGAGGGGAGGUCUGCGCAGAGGAAUAUGGCGGUGAAGUUUCAGCGAGUGGACCAGUUCAUGUCGCUGUCGUUUGCAGCGGAGCCGAGACGCAAGGGGUUGUUCGAACCGCAUUUCUGGACGGCGUCGAAUCCGCAAAGCGGGUUCUAUCUCAACUGUCAUCCUCUUGUACCUCUGCUCUUCCCUGAGCCACUGCCGACCAUCACGCUCGUUGACCGUGCGCAGCUCUGGCGGAAUCGACUCGACAGUGGACCUCAGUCCCUCAACUUACAGGAUCUCCAGCAUUUGCACGGCGUUGACGCGAGUUUGUCAAACGUGGGCAGCGCAGGUAUCGGGCUCAAGGGCCUUUCGAGACUGUCUAUCCUCGGAGACGCAGAUUCGCGCGGAACGGCAAUACCGAUCUACGACGGCGAGCUCGUCCUCGUUGUGCCUAACGACCUCGACUCCGGCCCGUCUCGGCCCGCGUCGCGUGCACCCUCGCGCCCGCCCAGCACAGUCGUCGAAGAGGGCGACCAUCCCUCACCUGCCCCGUCGAAGCAGCCGGGGAUGGGCCGCGCGCCAUCCGUGCGCGUGCGCUCAGGCUCGAACCAGCCGCUGAACCCGUCGGGCGAGCGGCGCUCGAGCAGCACGACGCGGCGGAGCUCGCUGCCGUCGCUCACGGCGCGACCGAGCAUCGCGACGCUGCGUGAGGCGCCGACGGAGAAGCCGAUACGCGCGAUGGUCAAGGGCGGCACGCUCGAGCGGCUCGUGCAUAUUCUCAUUCACGGCCUGCAGGGCGUGAGCGCGAGCGUGUCGGACGAUAAUGGGGAGACGUCGCUCACGGAGGGCAAGGCGCGGGAGCUGGUCGUGGAUCAUAAGGAGUACGCGCGGGUGUGGUGGAAUGUGUACAGGAGCUUUGUCACGCCGGUGGUGCUUUUUGAGUUGAUUCGCAAGCGAUAUGCGAGCAAGGCGCUUGGUGUUGAUCCGCUCGUCGCGCUACGUAAGCGCUCGGAGAUCCUCGAAAUUCUCAAGGAGUGGCUUGUCUCGGGUGGCGGUACCCAGGAUUGUCUCGACGACCCGCAGCUCUAUGCGAGUAUGGAGGGCUUCCUCGGCUCGCCUUCGGCGGACACCAAGCCAGCGUACGACACGUCCGACGAGGACGAGGUUCAAGCUGUGCAGAAGGCCUUGGACGGUAUCGAGGAGAAGAGGAAGGCAACGCUGAACGUGUUUAGGUCGCAUAUUAUGCGUCCGCCGACGUCGGCGCUGCUGUCAAGAUCACGCUCCCUCGUCGCGUCUACAAAGGGACCUGGGUUCGGGAGUCAGCCGCCGGAUGUGGACAGGAUGUCUGCAGAGGAGCUUGUGGAUAAUCUCAAUACGCUAGGACUGGCCGCGUACAGCAACAUCACUGAAGAGGAUCUGUUCAUCACCGCUGACAUAUUGGAAGUCCAAAUGGCAGAUCGCACUGGGUGGUUCAUUACGCGCGAUAUCAACAACUCAGAAGACCUGGAGAUUCAGACGCUCAACUCGUAUCUCUUGGAGAUCGAGCCGUCGCCGCUGGUCUCGGAGCUUUCCCAGGAAUCGAUAUACAAGCUCCUCCCACCCGGCGUCCGGAGCUGCAUACGCGCGUUUAACAUCCUCCGACGGUGGCUCAUCUCUCGGAUAGUGGCGCCCCGCAUCGGCCUCAGCCAACGCUCAAAGCGGAUGGAGCUAUUCCUGCAGGCUAUCGAGAUCGCUCGCAUGCGGAGCUACGUGGGCAGCCCAAUGAUGCCCGGCACCGUCCAGCAGGCGUGUGUGCGUUCGUUCGUCGAGGCGGUUGUCACCUCGGCUGCGAUCAGUCCCGAGAGCCGGAUGCACGCUCGCGCGUGGCAAACCGUCGCGGGCAUGCGUGGCGCGCAGCGCGAGACGCUCGCUGAUUUGAUGGCGAAGCCUUCUGUCCAGAAUGUGAACACGUCUGCGGGGUCGUUGCUUGUGGACGUGAGCUGGAUCCUGGAGCGUGUGCUCGAGGUGAACAGUGUGCCGAAUACUGUUCCUCCGACCGGAGGGAGCACGAGCUCUAUCAUCAACUUCGAUAAACGGAGACACCUUUGCGACCUGCUCCUGAACACGUUAUCUCUGCCUGGACUGAAGACGUCUCGCCAGAGCACAGAGGAACCAGAUCGACGAGACUUCGAGAGGCUCAACGCCAUCGAGCGGGAAGCUAUUGGUAUUCAGCUUGAUCCUCGCGUUAUCAAGGACGAUGCGCAGCGCGAGGCCCUCGGCGGGAGUACAUCCGGAUCUGCCGCCCGAAAAGUGAAACCAUUCAGCAGGCUUGUCGCACUGCAGCAGGAGAAGAACAAGCGCGACAGGGGCAUCUACGAGCGUCUUGCCAAGGAUAAGAAGCACGAGAUGCAGCGGAUGGAGCGGCGCGACGAAAACCUGAACCGGGCGAUGCGCGCAAAGCAGCCGUUGUCACAGGUACAGAAGCAGCACCGCAACAAGAAGAGCUACUCUUCCGCGUUCUUCCAGCUCAUGCGGCCCAUAUCUAGCGCGUUCACGGAUAGCACCAUGCCCACGGUGAAGAGGACGCCCGCCGAACUGGACUUCGCGCCGUCGGGCAAGCCAUCGCUCGUGAUCAGCGUCGUCGACGCCAAGGUCGCGCAGUUCGUGAACAACGAGCGCUCGUUUACGUUCCAGCUCGACACCGAGGACGGCGGGCACUACAUCCUGCAGGCGAUGACACGGGCAGAGAUGAACAAGUGGAUGGAUCAGAUCAGGCAGGUGUCUAAGACGGCGGCAUCGCGCCGCUUGACGUACUUGGGCAACUCGCCGAAGCCGCAGUUGUCAGAUCACCUGCAUACGGCGGCUACUGGGGCGUCGUUGCGUGAUCCGAGAGCAGUGUUUGGUGUUUCGUUAGAUUACCUUUUGCGUCGCGAGGCUGGAGGAGGCGAGGUCGAACCUGGGACAAUUCCUUCAGUCAUGGAGCGCUGCUUGACAGAAGUAGAGAACCGUGGUUUGACCGAAGUUGGGAUCUACCGUAUCGCCGGUGCUGCCUCUGAGAUUAACGGCCUUCGCGAGGCUUGUAACAGAGGAGAGACCCCCAACAUGUCCGAAUCGGACAUCCACGCCGUCUGCGAUCUUGUCAAGCAAUGGUUCCGAUAUCUACCAGAACCUAUAUUUCCGCCUUCGUUCUACUUUUCCCUCAUCGAGGCCGUUAAGCUCGAAAACCUUAACAAUCGCCUCUUGGCCAUCCGAGGCGUUGUGCGGAGCCUUCCUCAAGCUAACUUUGACCUUGUCAAGAGGGUCGUGGAGCACUUGGACAAGGUGACCGACUUUGAGGACCGCAACCAGAUGAGCGCGGAAGCUCUCGCCAUCGUUUUCAGCCCCAAUUUGCUUCGCGCGCCGCAAAAUGAUUUUUCGCUGAUCCUGAGCAACAUGGGGCAUGCCAACAAGCUGGUGAAGGCAUUGAUCUCCCAUUAUCACGUCAUUUUCGACGACGAAAUCGAGGCCGACCCCGACGGCGAAGAGGAGGAGCUCGAGAUCGACGAGCCGAUCGUGGAGGAGGACGAGGAAGACGAGGAGAACCUGCCCAUCUCGGAUAUAUCAUCCACCUCGGACCAUCCGUUGGCCGGCAGCAGUACUUAGGAAGAAGACAAAGAAGAAAAAACUCACGUUGAUAUACCCCGUUGACGAGAACGCGCUACGGACGCUCAGAGCUUAUGAUCACGUCGUUAAAUUCACCCGCUUUAUUACCUUAAUGUCGCUAACUUAUGCGUUGUACUAUUAGUCUAGUACCAUCCAUCCAUUCAUGAUCCUUUCAUCGAUGCAUCCGGGACUUUCUUUUCUUGCUAGCUUUCCCUUCUUUCUCUUUGUUUUCUUUGGAACUUCUGCACCAAUGGACAAGGACUCGCCGUUAUGGCGCCACGGACCUGUGUGCACUCUUUCACCAGCCUCUCCUUACACGUGUUGUCUGCGUGCCUCCCGCUAUCGAUCGUCGCCUGUCUGCCUCUGCAUAUCUGCCUCUAUUCGUUCUCGCCUGUGUCCUAGAGCAAUUCUAGUCAUUUCAGC